Pochonia chlamydosporia 170 is the source of this 642-nucleotide messenger RNA. RefSeq lists its product as hypothetical. Bases 1 to 642 code for a protein of 213 amino acids. The record is from RefSeq and is a predicted model, not a curated record. The transcript has 3 exons. NCBI's taxonomy places the organism in Eukaryota, Fungi, Ascomycota, Sordariomycetes, Hypocreales, Clavicipitaceae.
AUGGACUACGUGUCUAUCCUAUUUGGAGCAUUUCUAGCGGUAUAUGUUUUUACAUUGAUACGAAUUAUUCAACAGACUUGGACGACUUGGAAGCGCUUAAGGAGCUUCCGCAAUGCCUACCUCUGGAUGAUCUGGACACAGGUCAUGGCCAACUUGGCUUCGGCCCUGACCACCUACUUGUACCUGAACGGUGUUAUCGGCGAAAGCCUCAUAUUCUAUAUUUGCACCGUAGCAAUCUGGACGCUGGAAACGCAACUUCUCGCACAAAUUCUCGCCAAUCGUGUUUCGUUGAUCAUGGGGGACAAGCGUAGAGCGAAAUGGCUAAAGGUCAGCCUCUUUGUCGCGAUAUUGGGUGUCAACAUACCAGUCUCGAUUAUCUGGACCAGGGCAAGAUUGCCAAGCGCCACGAGCGAUCACAUACGUCUCAAUAACAAAUUUGAGAUCUUCAACAAAACCUUUUUUCUUGCUAUUGACCUUGUAUUGAACUUGUACUUCAUAUUUCUUGUGCGCUUUAGCCUGAUUGCACUUGAUCUCAAUCAGUACUGGGUACUUUUCAAGGUCAAUAUUGGCAUCGUAGGCCUGUGUCUUGGCUUGGACGCUUGCGUUCUUGGCAUGCUCAAGUUGCCAAAUACUUACGUGUAA